AUGACUUCUGAAGCCCCCUCUCAAGACGUCGCCGCCCCAGAAGGCACUCCCAAUGCCGCGACAAACGGCGCCGCAAACGGAACCGCAUCGGAGAAGAAAGAGAGGAAACCAUUCUCAUGGGCUCAACCGCAUCCCAUCUUCGUCAUCGUCCUAGUAGGGCCCGAUGAGGAGCCCUUUGGCCUCCAGAAGGACUUCCUCUGUGACCGCUCCGAAUUCUACCGCAAGUAUUUCGAGGAAAAUGUCACAGAAAAGGCUCUGGAGCAUAUUGUGAAACUCCCAGAUAGCACGACCGAAGUAUUUGGCCUCGUACAAAGCUUCCUUUACACCGGCAAGAUCAAUGGCGAAAACUCCAGCGUCACUUCCUACGAAUGCCUGGUUGGUCUCUGGAACCUGGGUCACAAACUCGGCAUCAAGGGGCUAUGCGAGCAUACACUAGAGGCCAUGGUGGAGUGCCGACGAACCACGGGCCGGAUCCCAGCGACGCCGCUUCUCAUCCAGGUCUGGCGAGACACGCCCGAGGGAUCGUCUAUUAGAGUCCUCUUGCUGUCUUGGGCUGCUGAGUACAUGAGGUCUUCAGACGCACGGGCGGAGUUUGCCAAGUCUCUACCGCAGGAGGUGCUCAGCGAACUCGUGGUGACGAUGAGCUCUUUUGAGACGACUAUACUCCCAGCUCCGGCUCCUACUGCACCUGGAACUGUCACUGGGGCCGCCGCCCCUGGGCUCCCUUCAAGUGCUAUCAGGUCGACUCCUGACUCUCUUUCGGCAGGGCCAAGGAAGAAUGUCCAUUACCUAGACGAGCAGCCUGACGAAGAAGCCCUGGGCGCAAAGAAGAAUAGACGAUCCAUUGGCUUUGCAAGCGAACCGAGCUCGGCCCGCAAGUCGCACCGCAAGCCUGGCUCUUCCCCGCCAUUCAAACCACAGAAGCGACGCUCGAGCGCAGCCAUGUUGGAGGGUAGGACCUUUUCAACUCAGCAGAAGCUAGACUUUUGUGCCGAUCUGCUGAACAGGAUGCUCUCUGGGCCCGGCUUCUGGACGCGGCUCGUUGGCCCUUUUCGAUCGCCAGUCGACCCCGCGGAAGACGGCGUGCCGGACUACUUUGAAAAGGUCAAGAGACCAAUGGACCUCAGCACAGUGAAGAUGAAGAUGGAUCAGAAGGAGUACGCGACCGAGGAACAGUUCCUUGGCGACGUGCGGCAGAUUUUUGAAAACUGCUUUACGUACUGGAAGAAGGGCGAUCCGAUGUGGGCGGCCGGCGAGAGGCUGCAGCGCACGUUUGAAGAGAAGUACUCGCACAUGAACAAAUGGAUCGCCAAGCUGGGAGGCGAAGAGGGCGAGUAGGAUACCACUGACGCCGAUCCUCGCGGGGCAAAGGGAUGAGAGUCGCCUGCAAGUCCGAAGCCGUCUGUGAGAAGGCUUGACGGGCCUUGGCAGGGGACUGGGGUGGUGUCUAUACAGGCCGCCCGAAGCUCAAAGGAUCCGAGUUCUGUUCUGUUAAUCUGUCUUUGGAAGGUUUUCUUAUCACAGAGCCCCGGCUGUUAACGCUUGGAGGCUUGUUAUGUUGUGGGAGCAAAUGUAAUAAUAUGGGACGUCUCAGAGCCAUGGGCGAAGGAGAAAGGUGUAAGAUUAGGAUUGUAUCAUUAAUGCAAUAAAGUGGCUUGAUACCUAG
Molecule: messenger RNA, 1666 nt
Organism: Trichoderma reesei QM6a
Lineage: Eukaryota; Fungi; Ascomycota; Sordariomycetes; Hypocreales; Hypocreaceae
Exons: 3
Coding region: 1-1338 (445 amino acids)
Biological process (GO): chromatin remodeling; regulation of DNA-templated transcription
Cellular component (GO): nucleus; chromatin
Source: RefSeq, a predicted model, not a curated record